This is a messenger RNA of Sphaeramia orbicularis (orbiculate cardinalfish), 4429 nucleotides long. RefSeq names its product mucin-2-like. Lineage: Eukaryota; Metazoa; Chordata; Actinopteri; Kurtiformes; Apogonidae. The record is from RefSeq and is a predicted model, not a curated record. The coding region runs from base 14 to 3709 and encodes 1231 amino acids. The transcript is spliced from 2 exons.
UCCAAAUUUGGCCAUGACUACAAGUACACCUGCACCACCAAUGACCACAACUUUGCCAGAAACAACUUCUACUCCAACAACAAACAGAGUGGCAAAGUCAACUACAGCUACACAAAAUGCAUCUACAUCUGCCCCAACAACAAACACAGAUUCAUCAUCUUCAACUUCUACGCAGACUUCAAUCACAGCAGCACCAACUACUACUGCCCAAACUAUGGCGGCACCUGUGUCAACAUCACCAACACCUGCAACAACUACAUCUACCAGAACAACAGCCACAGCUGUACCAAUUACACCUUCUGGACAAACUACAGUCACAACUGAAGCAACAACUUCUUCCCAAAGUAUAACCACAACUGUAUCAACAACCAAAGUUGCAGCAACUAUAAUAUCUGCACCAACAUUAACCAGAGUUUCACCUACAACCACACCUGCAUCAUCAAACACUACAGCUUCACCAAUUACAAUUUCUACCACAACCUAUAUAACAACACCUGCCUCAACAAUAAUCACACCUACUCCUGCAAUCACAACAGCAUCAACUACAAUCAGACUGGUUCCAACAACCACAGCUUCAACAACUCCAAAUUUGGCUGUGACUACAACAACACCUGCACCAAUAAGAACCACAACUUUGCUAGAUACAACCUCUGCUCCCACUACUGCUGGACCAAUAAUUACUGCGCCACAAACUAUAAUCACACCUCACCAAAUUACAACCACAACAAUACAAACAACCACAGCUGGACCAACUAUGACUACAGCCCAAUUUACAGCAACAUCCACCCAAACAACAACCAUAUCUUUCAAUAUUACAAACACUCCAGCAUCUGCAAUGACGACAUCUUCCCCUACAACUACAGCUGCACCAACUAACUCUCUUGGUUCCCCUACAACACCCACAGCUACAAUAUCUACAACCACAUCUAAACCAACAUUGACCACAGCUGCAUCAACAACAGCUACUGCUACCCGAGCUACAACCACGUCUGCCUCAACAUCAACCACAUCUUUCCCAAUAACAGCUACAGUUUCACCAACUACAAGUUCUGGUGCCCAAGCAAGAACCAUACCGGUUGCAGCAACAUCUAAUGCCGUAUCAACUACGACUAUUGCUGCCCCAUUCACAGCCACUGCCCCAGUUACAGCCGCACUGACUCAAACGUUUUCUCAGACUACAAUCACAGGUGAACCAAUAACAAACAUAGCCAAACAAAGUACAAAUACUACCACUACAAAAAUGUCUACCCCAACAACAACUACAGUUACCCAAAUGACAAAAUCUGUUUCAAACACAACCACAGUUACAACAACUACAUUUUCUGCCCCAACAACAGCUAUUCCUGCCCUAUCAACAACCAAAGAUCCUGCAGCUUUCUUUUCACCAACUAUACCUUCUACACCAACAGCUGCUCCAUCUACAACUUCUAUCAAAACAACACCUACAGCUGCACUAACUGCUGCAGCCCAAUCAAAAACCACAGCGUCACCAACAACUACUUUUAGCCAAACUACAACUUAUGGUGCCCCUACAAUAACAACAGCUGCAGUAACUACAACCAUACAUACACCAACUAUAACAACGUCUACUCCAACAACAACAACAACUACUGCUGACCGAAGUAUAACUGCAUCUAUCUCAAUAACAACCACAGAGGCAGUAACUUCAGCUUUGCCUCCAAUAACAACAACACCUGCUCCAACUGAAAUGUCUACCCAAACAACAACCACAGGUGCCCAACCUACAAACACAACAGUUUCAAAAACAACAGACAACAACAGAGUUUCAGCAACAGUAACAAAACCAGCUCUAACAACAUUUACAGAUGAAUUAACACAAACCAGAGCUGCAUUAACAACCACUGUUGCCCAAAAUGCAACCACGUUAACAACCACAGUUACCCCAAUAUCCACUGCUGCACAAAUAACUACUAUUGACCCAAACAAAACCACACCUGCACUAGUAACAACCAACAUUGCACCAAAAACAAACAGCGUUUCAGCAACAAUAAACACAGCUGAAUUAACACAAGCCAUAGUUGCAUCAGAAACCACAUCUGUCCCAAUAACAACCACAGCUGUACCAACUACAGUCAUAGCUGCCCCGUCAAUGCAUACAGCUUCCACAACAACAACCACAGCUGCAUCAAUUACAACUACAGCUUUACAAACCACUACAGCUUCACCAACAACAAACACUGCUGCCCAAACUACAACCUCACCUGCCUCAACACCAGCCCCAGGUGGAGUAACUACAAUUUCUGGCAUGACUACAACCACACCUGACUCCACAACCACAACUGCAUCAACUACAACAUUUACUCCAACAAGAAUCAGAGUUUCAGCAACCACAGCUGCAUCAACUGCAACCACCUUUGUUUCAGCAACCACAGAUUCAAUGAAUACAAAUUUGGUUAUGCUUACAACCACACCAGAGCCAUCAACAACCACACCUUUGCCAAAUACAACUGCUGACCCAACAACAAACACAGAGGCAACAACUCCAACUUCUUCCCAGACUUCCACCAAUGCUGAACCAAGUAUUGCUGCCCAGACUAUCACCACACCUGUCUCAACAACAUCCUCACUUCCAACAAGUACAACAUAUGUCAGAACAAUAACCACAGCUGCACCAACUACAGUUUCAGGCCAGAUGACACCCACAGCUGAAACAACAAAUGUUGUCCACACUACCCCUAUCACAAGAACCAUGGCUGUACCAACUACACGUGUACAAAAUAGCCCAGCUUUAACUACUACAGGCUCUGCCCCAACAACAGUCACAGUUGCACCAACAAUGACUGCUGCCCAAACUACAAUGAGAUCUUCUCCAACAACCACCAAAACUGUAUCAACCACAAAUCCUGCCACGACUACACCCUCAACCAUAGCUUCACCAAUUAUAACUUCUGUUCCAGCAACAACAACCAUAUUUACCUCAACAACAAUCACAUUUGCACCAACAACUUCUAUUUCCAACACUGCAACCACACCUUCCCCCACAACCACUGCAUCAACUCAAACCAUAUUUGCACCUCCAACAACUAUAGCUCCAUCAACUAUGACAACAGCUGCACCAAUUUCAAGUGCAACUGAUACUACAGCUCUGCCAACAAUAACCACAUCUGCCAGAACUAUGGCCACAUCUGUGUCAAGUAUAACCACAGCAGCACAGACUACAACCAUAUUUGCACCUUCAACAACUAUAGCUACACCAAGUAUGAUGACUGGUGCAGUGACUUCAGCCACAACUACAGCACUGCCCACUACCACCUCUGAUCUAACUACAACCACAGAAGUGCCAAAUAAAACCAAAGCAGCCCAGACUACAACCAUAGAUACACUACCAACUGCACCAUCAACAGCUGUUUCAAUAACAGCAGCUGCCCCAGAUAUGACUACAGCUGUGGUACCAGAAACUACAGCCACCCCAACUACAACCCUGUCUGUCCCAGACCGUUCAACAUCUAAAUUUACAAGCAAUCAAAAAAUUCAAAAUAAAAGAGGAUCUACGGGUGCAACAUCCUUCGUAAAAUCUUUAAAAACAUCAGCAGCAUCUCAAAAAUUAAAAGGAACUAUAGUGUUCUUCCAAUAUAACCCCAAAAUUGCUAUGCUGAGGCCCAUUACCUUUGACCACCCAACUGUGUUCAAGGCCACAUUUACAGUUUCAAAUGCCUCUCAUCCAGAGGAACAAGAGGAGCCUCCAUAGAGCAUCAUAAAUGUGAAGGUCAAUCUAACUGAUUAUCACGUCAGUCUUCCUUCAGUGAGUCAGCACACACCCUCAUUCAAAGUGUGCGGAGUCAUCGUUAAUGAACUGCCUUACAGCUCUGAAAGAAUUCAAAAGAAUGCAUUCACAAGAAGAUGCAUAGUAAUUUCUUCUGAUGCUCAAUAAGUGGAUGUAUUGUACAGUACUGUAUGUGAAGUAUCUGAAUUGCCCUAUAUGAUCUGGGUCAAUGAGUUCAUAAGCUUGUCACAUAUACAGUAUCUGUCCUGAGUCUACGAGUUCAUGGGUUUGUUAUGUUGUGGGUGAGGGGUCCUAUGGAACUGGGGCCUCUUGGCUGGGGAGAAUCAUUUUAAGUCAACUCAGAUGAUCUCCUUUAACCAAGAACAUCUCACGUUAACAAAAGAGCUACAUGAGUGCAUAUCACGUAUAGAUCGGAGGACUUUCAUACUAGCUAACUGUUCUUCAGGUAAACCAUGGUGCCUGUUUAAUGCCAGACUUUUUAACCCUAUGAUGCAUGGAUUAUAAGAACCCUAAUCAAGUUUUUUGUUUUUUUUUCCUGAGUGUUUUUAUUCCUCUUUAGGCAUGAAAAAAACAAUGUGAUUGGAUUUUUUCAAAUGAACCUAUUAUUUAUGGAGUUACAAAAAUGUCCACUCAGCUGGACACUAUUCGUUUAAUUUUUGAUGCAAAGAAACAUGUAUUUAAAAC